UCAAGAAAUUCCGUUUUUCUGUACUAUUCUUCGGAACGCUAUCACUAAACGACACUUCCACUUGAAUGCCGCUUUUCGCUCAUUUCAAAUUUCCGCCAUUAGAGACAAACGAAGAAGACGGAAAUGUUCGGCUCGACUGGGCCUGGCCAUUGGCAAACUGUUUGUCAAGCUACCCGGUGACCAGUUCGCAUUACCAUACCCGGCCGCGUUCAUCCAUAUGCAUCUUAGCAUCAUCGCUUCAGCCGUGCGUUCAUGCAUCCAACUGUGGAGACCUUGGAAAAACGCAGGAAAGUAAAAAAAAACUAAAAGCACAGAUACACACAAUUCUCAUAUGCAAAAGCAAACAAAACAGGAAAUGAUAUUCUACCACGGCAAAAGCACCGGCUGUGUGGUAUACAUCCGCACAGCUUUAUGGACAUCCAUAUGUUAGGCGUAUCAUCAAAUCGUUCACAUCCAUUUGUAGAUCAGUGGACAAUUUUGAAAAAGCUUCCGUAUAUGCCCUCCAGUUUAUGAAGUAGUUCAAUUAUUACUUGAUGAUAUCACACCACGAAAAGCAUUGUCCAUCGGCAGAAGGUCAAUUGCCGAAAAUGCAAUUACGAAGUGCAUCACACACGCGUAUAAGGGCGCGACAUUGAGCGCACACGUAAUUUUCAUUUGCCUUAUCUUGUUUAGGGCUAUCAAUUAAAUUUAAUCAAAAAAGGUAACUAAGACACUUAGCUCAUGGUUUAUAUUUUGUCAUGCUUUAGAGUUCCCAAGUCCAAUAUUCCCAUUCCCAUUAGUGGUUUAGAUAUUAGCAGUUAAAUACUUCAAGGAUUGCUAGAAUAAACUGAGAAACUAAAGCAUAUGUUUUAUCACUAUGUCGAAAUGAUAAAACAAAUUGUUCCUUCUGCUCAUCGCCGUUAGAGAUUCGCUGGAUGAAAGUGGUGGAAGCUGUGAAGUAAACGUGUAGCCUUGAUCGAAACCCUCGCGCUGUUUCUUAAUGUAUUUUGUUUUCGAAAUUCAAUCAACUCAUCGAAUGUUUGUCCAGCCAUCCAAUAAUGCGCCAAUGUUUGUUAUUCGUUAAACCAAUUACGGAACCAUUCUUAUGGCAACCCUACUCGCUUUAUGCCUUAUAACCACGAGUAACGAAAAAAAAAUAUUUUCCAAUAAUUCAUUUUACGCUUUCACUGCAUAGCGUGUCGAAUGGUUAAAAUCGAUAUUUAUCGUGACAUAAGACCAUGAUAAGACGUAGUGUCGGAUAGCACGAUAGCGACAACUUUUAGAUAAUAUUACAUUUUGUUAUACAAAACGUUACAAAGCCCGUUGGAGUAUGAUAGGAGAUUUAAUGAUGUGGUAAAAAUUUACAGGGAAUUGAUUUUAUUCAUAUGACGCCAUCGCACUUAAAGUGUACUCCAUGAUUCAUUGAUGUUAAUGCAUCGCUUCAAGAGAGAGAGAAUGCAAUCCUAUUGAAUGUAACGCAAGAUUCAUUUCGACGUGACUAUAAUCACGAAAUGUCGCUAAGCUAUAUUGACUUUAGUGAACAAUCUUCUCAUCACUUGAAGGAAUAAUUUACACACAUUUAUUGUUUAUGUUUUCUUUGUUGCUCCCUUUCAGGUGCAUCACAUUUCUGAUAGACAUCGUGAAAUGAUCGAGCACCAGUAUGACGCACGCAGGUGCUACCAAACAUCAGCUUUGCGCCUAAAUGUAGGCAAUCGUGUAAUCACGCUGUCAGGUGUGUCUCAAGUAAAUAUUAAUUAUCUCAGAGCAGAGUCAACAAGACAGUGAGAAAAAGAUAAAGUGUGUACAUGAACUAACAGAGCUUGAAAACAGAUACAAACCGUGUGGAAGAGCAGCGGGAAAAGGAAAGCAAACCAGCAAAAGGAAGACGCCGGCUAAAGCUUACGGCACGCGAGUCACCAAAGCGUGGUGAAAAGCGCCACCGUGUGGUGAAAAUUGUGCUAAAGGUUCAAUCAGUACGGUGCAAACAAUUGACCGAACCCGUCCAGUGUGUGUUACCUUCAGUGGCUGGAGUAGUGCAAUUUCCGAUUAAAGCUGCUGUGUCCGAACGCGCUGAUUUCCAAUUAAUACAAGCCGCGCCACUUCGGGAAGAUUUUUUUUUUUCCACCUCUACAACACCAAAGGAAGUUGGAUAAUUUUGGUUUUCUUAGCGCGGUUUUUGGGAAAAAAGAAGUUAAAACUUUUAAUCAAAAAAUCGGAGCAAAAAAAAAAAGUUUUUUUGUACCCUUUCCAUUCGUUGAUUGAUAAAUUGAUUGAUCGUUAGUGGCUUAAGUGUCGGUAGACGGCGGCGCCCCCCAGGUGUCUGUGUGUGCGCGUGUGUGUGUGAGCGAUCAAGUGUAAAAGGAAGCCUUUGAAAAGAAAAAAAGGUCAGCAGCGAAGCAAAAAAAAAGAGGAAAAAGAAGGCGUAGCUGGGUGUAAUUAUUGGGAAGUAAUUUUUCGUUGCUUUUUUUUCUUCCCGUUCUCCACCCCAUUCGGAAGAAGAAAAACCCCUGAGCAGGCGUUACGAAUCAAUCCGGCGGGGGGUUUGUGCGGUUGCGCUCAGGGCGUCCGGAGGGCGGAUGAUAAUGGUUGUGGUGCACAUCGAAAUGAAGCUGAUGAUGAUGCUGCUUCUGCUGGUGCAGGAGUGGGCCGUAACGAUCGCGGCUCGAUGAUCGCCGAAAUAUAUUGUUUGUUUCCGAUAAUGAAAUCCAAUUAAUUGUAAUUAAUCUCUCAAAACCGAAAACCUGCAUUUGCAGGCGAGUGUGCGGUGGCGACGUGCAGUGAAUGAAUUUGCGGCAAAACGUGUCUUGAUCGUGUGGUGGAUAGAGUGGAAGAAAAAAGAAAAGAAAUAUUGUAAUAUUACCCAUACGUGAAGGUGAAAAUUGAAAACAAAAUAAGUGAUUUCCGGUGUGCGUUUCAAAUUGCGGCAUAUUCGUGCCUAACGGUCGGCGGGAAGUUGAAUUGUUUUCCUGUGGUUUUUGUUUUCGUUGUUGUUCUUUCGGCACUUCAAAUCGGUGUGAUGCAGUUUCGCUUUGUGUACGGUAGCGAUUGUGCAUUUUCCAUCUAAAAAAAAGUUCAAACCCGCGUGUGUGAUUUAUGCUGGCGGGUGUGAGAAGAAGUGUUUUGCAGCAGAAAUAAAAGAAAAUUACCAUCGGAGUAGUGUAUCGCGAGUUAGUGUGCGUUUGUGUGAGCAUCUGUAGGUGUGUUUGGUGAAGAUUAUCCAUCCACUGAUUGCGAAUAAUUGAGAUAAAAAGCUUGAAGCGAGUGAAUCAUCCGCUUUCUAAUAAUAUCGAUCAAGUUGAGUGUUGAAUGAAAUAGAUUUGUUGGAGUUUUCCGUCCAGCAGAACACAGAUUGGAGUGGAGAUUAGCGUGUGUGUGUGAAUGUGUUUGUGGCUCAUUUUUUUCCUUCUUCGCAAAAGCCCCAGCAGUUGAACAUCAUCAAUCAUGUAUCCAGCACCGACACGGCAUCCAUCGGCAUCGGUGAGUUCUUCAAAAUACAUCCCUUCAUAUCUGGGCGGACCGCCUCCCCAGGGGCGCCAGUUUACGAUAGCGGAAACGCUGGAACGGAUUAAAGAGGAAUUCAACUUUCUUCAAGCACAGUACCAUUCACUAAAACUGGAAUGUGAUAAGCUGGCCAGCGAGAAAACAGAAAUGCAGAGACAUUAUGUUAUGUACUACGAAAUGUCCUAUGGAUUGAAUGUAGAAAUGCACAAACAGACCGAAAUUGCCAAACGACUGAACGCCCUCAUUGGACAGCUGUUACCAUUUUUGGCAACGGAACAUCAGCAACAGAUCGCAUCCGCUGUCGAGCGUGCGAAACAGGUCACGAUGCCGGAACUAAACGCCAUCAUUGGUCAACACCAGCAACAGGGAAUUCAGCAACUUUUACAGCAGAUUCACGCCCAGCAGAUACCUGGCGGACCGCCACAACCGAUACCGGGCCUGGGUGCACUCGCCGGUCCACUGACAGCGUUCGGCGGUCCGAUGGGUUUGCCGCACGGUGCACCACAAAGUAUGCUGAAGGCACCGCCCGAUCUGCAUCGGGAAGAUUUAAAGGUACCGCUCGGUGGUCCCUCGGCAGAGGAACGCAUGCGUAACUCGGUGUCACCGGCAGAUCGGGAAAAGUAUCGGCCACGAUCGCCCCUCGAGCUGGACGGUGAAGCAAAGCGGCGGAAAGAGGAAAAGCUUAACCACGAAAGUGAUGGUGAGAAAAGUGAUCAGGAUUUAGUGGUGGACGUCGCGAACGAAACGGGUUCACCUUCACCCCGACCGAAUGGCGAUCAUCAGUCGGAUCGUGGCGAUCGGGACAGUAUUGGACUGAACGGUAGCGAUAAGGCAGGCUCGAGCAGUUUGAAGGGUGCAAACGAUCGACCACCGUCCCGUUCCGGUUCGAGUUCGUCCCGAUCAACGCCCAGCCUCAAAACGAAAGAUCUCGAUAAACCAGGAACUCCCGGUGCGAAGGCCCGUGUUCCCACGCCCAACUCGUCCACACCCGGUGUCCCGAAAGCCGUAGUACCUUCACCAGCCGCCGGCUACCCACCCUCGCCAUAUCAGCGUCCGUCGGAUCCGUAUGCGCGACCACCGCCCGAUCCGUACGGUCGGCCCCCGAUGCCUUUCGAUCCGCACGGUCACGUACGUACCAACGGUAUUGCGCUACCCGUGUCAAGCGGAAAACCUGCCUACUCUUACCACAUGAACGGUGAAGGUGCCCCACAGCCGGUGCCGUUUCCUGCGGACGCCCUAACGGGCCCCGGUAUUCCACGACAUGCCCGCCAAAUCAACACCCUGUCGCACGGUGAGGUCGUGUGUGCGGUCACCAUCUCCAACCCGACCAAGUACGUGUACACCGGCGGUAAGGGAUGCGUGAAGGUGUGGGAUAUAUCGCAGCCUGGCAACAAAAGUCCGGUCAGCCAGCUGGACUGUCUGCAGCGAGACAACUAUAUCCGCUCCGUGAAGCUGCUCCCGGACGGCCGUACGCUGAUAGUCGGCGGUGAAGCGUCGAACCUCUCGAUCUGGGAUCUCGCGAGUCCGACACCCCGGAUAAAGGCCGAACUAACGUCGGCUGCACCGGCCUGUUACGCGCUCGCCAUCAGUCCCGACUCGAAGGUGUGCUUUUCGUGCUGCAGCGAUGGCAACAUUGCCGUCUGGGAUCUGCACAAUCAGACGCUGGUGCGACAGUUCCAAGGACACACGGACGGUGCGUCCUGCAUCGAUAUCAGCCCGGACGGUUCACGGCUGUGGACCGGUGGUUUGGACAACACGGUACGAUCCUGGGAUUUGCGAGAGGGUCGUCAACUGCAGCAGCAUGACUUUAGCUCACAAAUCUUCUCCCUCGGCUACUGUCCAACGGGCGAAUGGUUAGCCGUUGGUAUGGAGAAUUCCCACGUCGAAGUACUGCACGCGACAAAACAAGACAAAUACCAGCUGCAUUUGCAUGAAAGCUGUGUCCUUUCGUUGCGGUUUGCCGCCUGCGGCAAAUGGUUCGUCUCGACCGGCAAGGAUAAUCUACUGAACGCGUGGCGUACACCGUACGGUGCUAGCAUUUUCCAGUCAAAGGAAACCUCAUCAGUACUAAGUUGUGAUAUUUCGACCGAUGAUAAGUACAUUGUUACCGGGUCCGGUGAUAAGAAAGCAACAGUGUACGAGGUGAUCUACUAAAGAAAAAAAAGGAUGUUCAAAGGGAAAAAUGAACCACCAACGCAAAAAGUUGCAUCCAUAGUAUAUGGCAUUGGGGUCACAAUGUAUAGAAAAUCAUAUACCCCGCGUUUAGGCAACUGCUUCAUUAAUGUGUGUCUCUACCAAUCCAUUCGAUGAUGAUGUUCGCAGGCAAUGAAACAACGCUGCGUCUAACAAUUGUGUUGUUCCGAUUAACUGACCGCACAGUAACAUAGAUAAAGUGACUUAAAACGUGACAGAUCGGCCUCGUGAACGAAAAACCCUAUAGUAUGAAUGAUGAGCAGCGUAGAGACAAAGAAAAACAGCAAACAUUCAAGCAUGAAAUCAAACUGCUAUGUACAAAGGAAAGGACACACAACACCACACACACACACAAGGAAAAAAUCGGAAAAAGGACCCUUCGAUAGGUGGCCCUCUUGUGUAGUGUCGCUUAUCUCAGUUAAUUAUUUGUUUUUUAGAUUUCUAAUCGUGAAAUGCGCCUGUAAGUGUGUUGAUGUGUGUGUGUGGUUGCACAUAUUUGCGAAACAAUUGCAGCAUUAGAUGUGUGAGUGCGUGUAAAUACAUAUAAGCGCGUGUGUAUGUGUGUGUGCGCGCGCUUGUGUAUAACAGUAGCGUGUAAGCUCAGAAGCGAAGAAUCACAAAGUAAAUGAUAAGUAACUUAAGUGUGUGACUAAGUGCGUUAGGUAGCAAAAAAGGGAAAAAACAUGGAAAAGUAAAAAAAAGAACUACUUCUAGCAAUCGAAAAACAAAAACCAUAGGUCGACACCAUUGACAAAAAGUGAAGAAGAAAAAAACCCGAUCUGCACACAGACCUAAUGCUUCAACUGUACUGUACAUGCACGAUCCGUGCAGCAGAAAUGAAAAGAAGAGAAAGGAGCGGAAUCACGAAAAACGCCUAAGCAUUGUCUAUUGUUAAAGAGUAAAUGUGUGUGAUUUGAAAACGGAUUAUGAGGU
This is a messenger RNA of Anopheles funestus (African malaria mosquito), 6606 nucleotides long. Its product is annotated as protein groucho-like. Gene Ontology annotation, biological process: negative regulation of canonical Wnt signaling pathway; regulation of DNA-templated transcription. The transcript has 17 exons. The record is from RefSeq and is a predicted model, not a curated record. Gene Ontology annotation, molecular function: transcription corepressor activity; protein binding. NCBI's taxonomy places the organism in Eukaryota, Metazoa, Arthropoda, Insecta, Diptera, Culicidae. Gene Ontology annotation, cellular component: transcription regulator complex; nucleus. Bases 3421 to 5634 code for a protein of 737 amino acids.